Linum tenue is the source of this 1382-nucleotide messenger RNA. Lineage: Eukaryota; Viridiplantae; Streptophyta; Magnoliopsida; Malpighiales; Linaceae. The record is from the annotation of a GenBank genome assembly.
GGCCUAUGAGACAGAGAUAAAGGCGGACGGCGCCAACUCGACUGGGAACCGGUCUGACCAGCUGAGCAAUGGUGGGUUCGGUUCGGAUUGGGUCUAAAUUCACCGCUGAAUCCAAAUUCUAACCGUAAUAUAUUUCUUCUUUUACAAGACAGGACUUUUAUAUAUACCCCAAAAACCCUAGAAAUUCUCCGGCAGAGGAAACGCGAUCGGACAGGUGAAGUUGAGGGAUUUCGGACCACUGACAAUGGUGGGUGCGAACGUGAAAGGGGAAACGAUGAAGCUGAUGGAGAAGAGGAGCGCGAUCGAGUCGGAGAUGAACGGCAUCAUCUACCGUCUCACCCAGCCCGGCGGCCCUGGACUUUCCGGCAACCUCGUCGACUCGGAGGGUUUUCCACGGACUGAUAUAGACAUUCCAGUGGUUAGAGCAGACCGGCAUCGUCUGGCAGAGCUGCGAAACGAUCACAAGGAGAUUACUAAAAAGAUAGAGGCAAGCAUAGAAAUUCUGCAUUCAGCAAGGCUUGCACCUAAAUCUUCUAGCCCUGGAGACUCAGGUAACAAUGAGACAUCAAGCAGUCUAAACGCAUCAAGCGACAACGCAGCUGCAUCUGCAGCCAUGGAUGUGGAUCCCUUCAUCAACAUACCAUUUGCAGUGAUCGAUGAGAUAGCUGAUGCAUCCCCAACUGCUGAAGAUGGUCUACAGCUCGGAGAUCAGAUUGUUAAAUUCGGCGAUGUCCAGUAUCAAGCUGGUGAGAAUCUUCUGCAGAAGCUGGCUUCCGAGGCACAGGCCAACCAAGAUAAAGCAGUAUCCGUGUUCGUACUAAGGCAAGGCUCCCCGAUCAACUUGACCGUGACUCCAAGAGCAUGGGAAGGCAGAGGCUUGUUGGGGUGCAGUUUCAGGGUGUUGUAAGCCGUAACUAUUCAAAGUAUCACUGGCAUUCGAACUUCGAGAGUCUUAAGUCUUUACUGUCGAUCUGGUCAAAGUAUUGCACUGUAGUCUUCCCCUUUUAAUGUGGUGAAUCUGCAUGAACUUGUUAUCCUUCUUCUUCAGCUUAACAAAUUGAUGAUUGAUGAUGAGGUAUAUGGUCCUUUUAUCCCCGGGUGAAGAACUUCCAUAAUGUCACUUUCCCAACUGUUACUUUUCCUGUUUCUUAUCCUUUCCCAAUUGCUGACAGGGAACUAUAGGAAUAGGGUUCUAGGUUGCUCUAAAUGAAGCGACACUUGCUUGAAAGAAUGUUCCAAGCAAUUGACUUUUGGGGGUCUAUGAAAUCGACUGAGAAUGAAAGGAAUCAUUGGCUUGAGCUAAGAGUGAUAGGCUUGUUGUUGUUAAUGAAGAUCCUCGUGAAAUUUGAGUUUUAGCUUGAGUACUUCAACUAAUGGAUUAC